CAAUUGUGCGUCUUCUCUCUCACUCUCCUAAACCCCUCUUGGUGUCUCUCUCUAUUCUUCUCUUUCUCACUCUAAAACCUUCAAUUCCAAAGCAAUCUUGGUACGCCAUACGCUUUCUACUUCGACGGGACCGAAUGAUUCAUUGCUUGGAGUUCCAGGUCUCGUAGAAUUUCUUGCAAAUUCUACCACAUUGAGGCUGAUUGGGAAACAUACCUCACAUGCGUUUUGCUUCAUCUGCACAACUGUACCUGUAGUUUUUCUGGGUUCCGUGAAAAAUGAGAGAGGGGCUGAGAUCGCGGGCGCGAUUGGGGGCGGUUUCUGGAGGCGAAGAAGUUGUUAGCAAGAGAAAAGUUGUUGUGAAGAGCGAGGCUGUUGCUAAGGAUGGUGAGGGUUUGGAGGUGCAGAACUCAACUAUUGAGAAGAAGGAUGAAGUUGCACGUGAUGUUAAAGAAGAAUGUGGCUUUGAUUUGAAUGUGAGUGCAAGUGGAGAGGUUGACUUGGAAGAGAAUGGGAGUGGUAGGGGUUGUUUUAGUGGUGGGGGUGAUACUGUAGUAGCUGAGGUAGAUAAGAAGGCAAAGAAGGAGCAAGGUUCAAAUAAUGAGGGACUGGUUGGGGGUCGAGUGUUGCGCUCAAGGUCUAAGGGGGGGAAGGAUAGAAGAGUGUAUUAUGGAGAGAAUGAGGAUGUUGUUUCUGAGAGUGAUAGAGAAUGUAGUGGGGUUGAGAGUGUGAAAGUUAAGACGGAAUGUGAAGAAGCUGGUGAGUUUUUGGGCGAUAGUUAUGAGAAUGAAAAAGCUAAGGUGAAGAAUGCAGGGAAUGGAACGGGGAAUUUGAAACGGAAGCGUGGGCGGCCUCCCAAAAUAAAGUUGGAAGUGGAAGAUCAACCAGUUCAUCAGUUGCCACGUAAGCGUGGAAGACCCCCUCUUGCCAACAAACAAAACCAUGUGGUGGUGCCUAAUAGAAAAGAAAAGGCUGCCCUUCGAAAAGAUAAAAAGGGUUUAACUAUGAGACAUGAUGCUAAUGUGAAUGCAAUUGAUGAUGCUGAUUCAAGUAAAUCUGCUGGGGAUGAGUUAGAAAAGAAGGAAGUCUCUCCUGUCAAGAAGUCUAAAUUUACUAAGGCUUUGGAAACUGGCAACAAUGUGGUGGCCUCACCAGUAAGAUCAAAAACUGAGAAUGCACUUGUCACUGAGAAAAGUGGAAGAAAUAGAGUUAAGCAGUUAGUGAGGGAUCAAAUAAAGGAAAUUCUCUCAGCUGCCGGCUGGACAGUUGACUAUAGACCUAGGAAUGGUAGAGAGUACCAUGAUGCAGUUUAUGUUAGUCUGGACGGACACACACACUGGUCAAUCACCUUGGCCUACAAAAGGCUUAAAGAGUAUUAUGAAGCUGGUAAUGGUGAAGGUAAGGCAUAUGGGCCAGGCUUCAAAUUUACACCAAUAGCAGCAGAGGAUUUCCAAAUACUCACUAAGGUAAUUAAAAAGCAAAGAAAUGGGAAAGUUAAAUCAGUAAAGAAAGGGGGAAAGGGUGGGAACAAAAACAAAGAAAGGUCAGGUUCUGGUGCAGCCGUGGGUAAGUCAGUGAAGAGGAAAAUGAAAAGGAAACGGUCACCUGGAGACAUAGAUUCUAUGUCACCGAACAGGAUGCCAGUUCUUGUGAGGGAUCAUAAGCGACACAAAACACAAAAUAAGCUGCGAAGUGGUCCAUUGGUUCGUAAUGCUAAGGAGAUAGAUUCAGAAACUGAGGGAUAUGUACUGUACAGUGGAAAAAGAACUUUGCUUGCCUGGAUGAUUGAUUUGGGCACAGUCCUUCUAAAUGGGAAGGUUCAUUAUAAGGCACCCGAAGAUAAAAGUGCUGCACUGGAGGGUAAGAUCACAGGAGACGGCAUUCAUUGUGGCUGCUGUGAUAAAAUCAUUACAAUUUCAGAAUUUGAAGUUCAUGCAGGAAGAAAAUUUGCUGAUCCCCUUCAAAAUAUAUAUGUGGAGGAAGGAAAGUCUCUUUUACAGUGUUUGCUAGAUUCGUGGAAUAAGCAAGAUGAAUCUGAACGUCAUGGUUUUCAUUUUGUUGAUGUUGCGGGUGAGGAUCCGAAUGAUGAUACUUGUGGGGUCUGUGGAGAUGGUGGAGACCUGAUAUGUUGUGAUGGUUGCCCGUCAACAUUCCAUCAAGACUGCUUGGAUAUACAAAAGUUUCCAUCUGGUGAUUGGCACUGCAUUUAUUGCUGUUGCAAAUUUUGUGGGUCAGUUAAUGGAUGUUCAGACCAAAAGGAUAGUGAUGAUGAUAUUGCUGUGUCAAAAUUACUCACGUGCCGACUAUGUGAGAAAAAAUAUCACAGAUCCUGCAUUGAGGGAAAUGAUUGCAAUACUACUGAUUACAGUGAUGUGAUCUUUUGUGGAAACAGAUGUCAAGAGUUAUCUGAGGGACUUGAAAUGCUCCUGGGGGUUAGACAUGAAAUUGAAGAUGGGUAUUCCUGGACUUUUAUUAGGCGGUCAGAGGCUGGCAUUGAUGCUUCUCAGAUAAAACCUCAUAUGGUUGAAUGUAAUUCUAAGCUCGCUGUUGCAUUAUCAAUAAUGGAUGAGUGCUUCAUGCCAUAUAUUGAUCAUAGAAGUGGGGUCAAUCUGAUCCACAGUAUUCUGUAUAACCGUGGGUAAGGUCAUCUUGCCUCUUUUAUUCACAUUCUUGUAACCACUUUUCUUCUUUGUAAUGCCUGGUUUGUUAUACCGACAACUUUUAUG
Messenger RNA from Vigna umbellata (rice bean), 2723 nucleotides. The record is from RefSeq and is a predicted model, not a curated record. NCBI's taxonomy places the organism in Eukaryota, Viridiplantae, Streptophyta, Magnoliopsida, Fabales, Fabaceae.